GCGGUUCAGUUCGCAAACGAGUUUCACGCCGAACGGACGCUCGCGCUGCGUUUCGCUUCGAAAUACUAUACUAUACUAUACUAUUCUCUCCACCACCACCACCCCCUGUCUCUCUCGGCGUUCUCUGGGUCGCGAAGAAUUCUUCCUACCGAAGAAUUCGCCCAUGCUCCCAGCGUCCAAGUGCAUUUGUUUACAUAUCCGAUCCGAAAGAUAUCUGAUAGGAACGUCGCGAGUGUUGGUGUUUCUCCAUUUCUCCUCGAAAUGUUGCCUUAAAAAAUACAUCUAUUUUUUUUACAAUUUUUUUUUUUAAACCAAAAAAAAGUGAUUACCAAAAAAAUAAAACCGGCAGAAAAAGUAAAUCGAAAAAUAGUGUACUAGGUGUGUUGACACUUGAGAGACACCGAUGCAUGUGAACUGACAGGAAGUGGAGCGCCAUUAAGACCAUCACAUCAAAAGGCAGUUAGAACCAUGGCACAGAGCUCGGCCCAAACUGUUCUUUUUUUUUUUGGCUAAUUGAGGUCGUUGUCUAGAUUUCGCAGCAAAGAAAUCGCACGCCAUUUUCUAGCAUGCUCUAGGAAUAUUACGAAACUUUAAAGAUAACCGAUUACCGCGAUCGAAAUAAUUAUUUUUAAAAACGAUUUCAAACGAAAGGAAUUACCAACAAAAAAAAAGGGAAAGGGAAACGGAAGUAAAGGUGGAAACGGAAACGGAAACAGAGCGAGCAAAAAUAAGUCAAAGAGAGCCACGCCCAGAAACAUGAGCAGCAUGAAGGGCGGCUUCUCAACAUUAAAUCGCUGGUUUGGCCGCAAAAAGGACAAAUCCAGCUCCGGCAACUCCUCCAUCGGCAAGCUGUCCAAGUCGACGACACAACUUCACCAUCUGUCCACCGACACGGACAUCAAUGAGACUAGUCAACUGGAAUACAACCGGAUCACUCCGGUGCCCGCCGCCACCAGUAACGCCCCCUUCGAGCAGACCUUCCGGAUCACCGUCCUGCUCCCCAAGGAUCAGCUCUUCGUGGCGCGCCUGGGCGCCCGGGUGCCGCUCAGCAAGCUCCUGGCGCUCGUUUGCGACAACAAGCAACUGGAUGCGGAAAAAUACGAGUUCCGGAGUCCAGUGGACGCUAGUCAGGUGUACAGUUGCGAGUCCACAAUCGGAGCCGUGGGUCUCUCCGAGAUCCGGCUGUGCCACAAGUCGGAGUCGUACGACAACUUCAAUCCGGAUGCCAUGCACAAGUUCCAUCGCACUGGGAUAGCCCGUGACUCGCUGAGCAGCAGUUCCGAUUUCAGCAGCAGCCGGAACUCAAAGAUCACGGCCAAGACACCGAGUCCGUACAGUUCGAGCAACUCCCUCAACUCAACUCCCUCAAUGGACUCCACGGGGAUGAACUACACCCGGACACCGGUGGUGCCACCGGCCAAAGUCCUGGCGCCGCCGCCCCGCAAGAAGCGAGCGGCUCCGCGGCCGCCCAGCCAGAUUUGCAUUCCGGAGCAGUCCGUUCCGGAGAUACCCUCGAAUCCUCCUCCAGCUACUGUGGCGGCACCCGCUCCUGCUCCUCUGAAAUCGGAGCCAGCUUACGCGGUGAUUGUGAAGCGUCCCCAGCUCCAUAUGUCCACGCCGAAUCUAUCCGGAAAUCCAGAGCUGGACUGCAACGGUAACAGCGCCAAGGGUGUCAUCCGACAGGAGUUGGACUCACCGGACGGUCACUACGCCACGCUGGACUUGAAGCCCCUACCCGGUUCUGGAGGUCCGGAACCCACGCCCCGGAAACGGCUCAUUCAGAUUAAGAAGAAAACGGCGCCGGCUCCUCCGCCCGAGCAUCUGAGUGGCGGGGACACGGUGUCCCUAGCUUCACUGCCGGAAGUGGUGACUCCUUCCACUCCGGUGAAUGGCAAUGUCCCCCAACCGGCACCCAGGAUCACCACGCCCCUGCCAGUGGCCAGUAGUCCGCCGGUCUUGGAGAACGGCAUGGCAGCCACACAGAACGGAAACGUCUCCAAAGUGCUACUGAACCGGACUCCCACCCCAGAGCCCCGAUCUCUGGGCAGUGCCGCCGACGAGGACGACAACGAUGCAGCCUCCAAGCAAGCGGAUUCCGGAAUUGGAGAGCCAGCUCCAUCUCCUUCCCCUGAACCGGAGGUGGAACUGGAUCUGGAGACCAAAUCGCAGCAGGAAUCGAGCUCCGAAGACGACGAAGCCAUCAAGGUGUACAACUUCAAGCUGUGCAAGACGUCCUCCUCGAAGGUUGAACCUCCAGUGGCCACCAGUCUGGCGGAACUGGCCGCUCUCAACAAGGAGGAGGACCCGACCGAGGAGGAGGAGCCAGCUGUGGCCACACCCAAUGGGAAUCUGGCCACGCCCGGCAGCACCAGCGAGCUGACAUCGCUCUCCUCGUGGAACUACUCGGUGCCCAUAUCGCCGCCACCGGACUUCUCCGACAGCCGAGCAUCCCAGGCAAAGGCAAGCGCUGGUAACCGGAGUCCCGGCUCGCCGCUGGACGAGAUCGUGGACGAGCUGUCGGCCAUCAUCAACCAGCAGAAGCUGGACACCCUCAUCAGGAAGCAACAGGAGUCCACAGAGAUCGAGGCGGCCAAGCCGAGUCGUUUGGCCAACUUCAGCAUUGCCACGGCCAAGACCACGACGCGGGUGACCAGGGCGGACUCCUUCCAGGCCGUGACCUCCCCAGAGACGCCCUCAGCUAGUCCUGGGGAGGGCCUGAGCCUGCGCAGCACCUCCCACGUCUCGCUGAACAAGCUGGAGCAGAACGGCUAUCCGUUGGGCCAGAGGCGCUCCUCCAGCGAGCUGAGCAUCGGCGAGUCGCCCUCCCUCCAGAGUCUGGAGGUGAUCAAGACCAUACUGAACUCCCGGAAGAACAGCCUGGCGGAGAGCGCCGGCAGCAGCAGUCCCGUGGCGGAGCAACCAAAGAUUCCAAGUCCCUCGGUGGAGCAGCAACUGGCCAAAGAACCAAAGAACCUGGUCAAGGAUGCGAGUCCAGUAGCACCACCAAAGCCUCCACUCUCCUCGACCGUUAGGGAGAAGGUGGUGGAGUCUCCUAAGCCUGUCCAGAAAGUAGUAACUUUUCCGGUUGUUGAGAAGAAGGACUCCCCGAAGCCUGUCCAGAAGGUGUCUGCUUCUGUGGUUCUCGAGUCAGCUCCUGUGGUGAAAGUCAAACAGGAACCACUGCCAGAGCCUGUCCAGAAACCCACUGUCGCCAAGGAGCCAUCACCACCACCCGUAGAGAAGCCAGUCGCCGAACAAUCCUCACCAGCUUCACCCCGGAGCCCUGUGGCCCUGCGAGAGCCCAGUCCAAAGCCCGUCAAAAAGGAGGUGGUGGAAUCCUCGCCAGGAUCGAAGCCCCUGCCGCCCAGCUACCGCUACUCCGGUCCGCCCAGCAUCAACUUUGCCACGUGGAGCGAGCGACCCAAGUCCCAGGUGGCGAUCAAGAACGAAGGUGACUACAUCUUCGGUGGAGCAGGGAAAUCCCAGACGGUGUCCCCGCCGCCGGCCAAGCUCACCAUCGAAGUGGCCUCGCCCAUUCUCAGGAUGGGCAUUCCGCAGCGGAAGGAGUACCAUGUUCCCAUCACGGUGAAGCCUCUGAGGGAUGUGGUGCCGGAAGCUCCUCAGGAGACGGAAGAGGUGGCCAAAAAAGUGGAAAAGGUGGAAGUUCCAGCCACGAAACCCAGCCAAGUCCAGUCCUCGACACUGCCGCGACCUGCCAAGACCAAUCGCUUCACCCUCCCAGCCGGCAAUCACAUCCAGGUGGUGUCCACCACCUCCUCCAGCUCCGCCAGCAGCUCUGCCAGCAACUCCCUGCCCCGACCCGUCUCCAGUCUGGAGCGGAACAAGCCCGUGGAGGCGACACCCACACCCUUCGGUCAGAACACCUUGCGACGCACGGGCUUCAAGGAGCGGAUGCUGGCCAAGGAGCAGCAGGAGCAGGACAAGGCCAGGAGCUCUAGGGUAAUGGUAAAUGGAACAUCAGCUUCUCCUGCUCCCGCAGCAGCUCCUGCUCCGGCUCCAGCUAAAGCUCCAACUCCUGCUCCAUCAGUAGCUCCUGCAGCAGCUCCCACAACCACAUCCCCGCCAGCCACAUCUCCCAAACCGGUCACCUUUCUGAAAACCAACAAAGUUGAGUUGAAACUGAAACCGGAAACGGAAACGGAAACGAAGCCGGAAGCUGUGACCCUGCAGGUGAAGCUGCGUCCCACAUCCCAGCCAGCAGCCGUAGUAGCAGCAGUUCCGCCCCCACCUCCGCCACAACUGGGCCUGUCGCUUAAGCCCGUCGUCGUCAAGUCCAAGGAGGCGGGACGCAGUGCAUCCGCCGGCACCACACCCACCACACCCGAUCCGCGCUCCCAGCUCCUGGAGGCGAUACGGAACUUUAAGCGUGAAGAGCUCAACCGAUCCUGAACCGAUCCCUCCUGUCCAGUCACAGUCGAAAUCCCAAAGGUCCUGCGCGCACAAAUUUCCCAUUUUUUUUUUAUUAAUUGUUAAAAAAUUUGUGUACCAAGUACCUUUACAAAAAAAAAAAAAACACAAAAAUUGUAAAUAAUUCCGCAGCCUUCACAUUUUUCUGUAUUUUUUUUUUUAACUUAAUCUUAGUGUUUUGUUAUGAACUAUUUAGUUUUUUUUUUUAUAUUGAAAGCAUUGUUUUAGUCAUUAGGUCACAAAAAAACGCCCUGCCCCGCCCCCUUUCAGCCUCCAAUCCACACAAAAAAGUGAAAAAAAAAAACAAUUCAGCGAAUGCAAAGCAAAAGCGAAACUUUAAUCUUUAUUUCUUAUAUAAUUAUAUAUAUAUAUAUUAAAAAUAUGCCUAUAUAUUAUUAUUUUGUAUGUCAUAGUGAAAUAUAGUAACCAAUUUUCUAACCAAUGGGACUGGUCUACUUAGUCGUGUCAAAAAACAAAAAACAAAAACUAAAAUAUAAAAAACCAACAACCUACUAAUAGCACAAAAAAAAGCGAUUUAAUUAAUGCUUAUAAAUUAUUCUAAAGCAUAAUAAAUAAAAACACAAUGUAACUGGCAGUAAAUGCAUUUAGAGAGCAUUGUAUAUACAUACUUGUAUGGCAUUGUAUUAAAAUAAAACAAA
This is a messenger RNA of Drosophila ananassae, 5087 nucleotides long. Its product is annotated as nascent polypeptide-associated complex subunit alpha, muscle-specific form. The record is from RefSeq and is a predicted model, not a curated record. NCBI's taxonomy places the organism in Eukaryota, Metazoa, Arthropoda, Insecta, Diptera, Drosophilidae. Bases 757 to 4410 code for a protein of 1217 amino acids. The transcript has 4 exons.